This is a messenger RNA of Heterobasidion irregulare TC 32-1, 1788 nucleotides long. RefSeq lists its product as uncharacterized. Gene Ontology annotation, biological process: DNA damage checkpoint signaling; mitotic DNA replication checkpoint signaling; DNA repair. Lineage: Eukaryota; Fungi; Basidiomycota; Agaricomycetes; Russulales; Bondarzewiaceae. The transcript has 9 exons. Gene Ontology annotation, molecular function: chromatin binding. The annotation marks the transcript as partial. The record is from RefSeq and is a predicted model, not a curated record.
GCGGACCUUGCCGUGCACAAACGCAAAGUUGAUGACGUGCGCAGAUGGCUCACUGAGUCAUUUGAUGGCGGGAAGCUCAAGAAGUUCCGUAGGCUACUGGUUCUAACAGGCCCGGCUGGCUCGGCCAAGACAACGACCAUACGGGUUCUAUCCCGCGAGCGAAACAUCGAGGUCAUCGAGUGGAGGAGCUCUCUUAACAUUUUCCCGGUCUCUGAAUCAUUCGGUCGUAAGCUUUUCUUUCUUCCACCGACAUGGCAUCAUCGUCACCUGGCAGAAGAGCACGCAGGACACUAUGACUAUGAAAGCAUGAUUGAUCAAUUCGAAUCAUUCCUCACGCGCGCGGGAUCAUACCAUUCAUUAUUUACACCAGCUUCAAUCCCGGCUUGCUCGCAGCCAAUCGGGUCCACUAUCCGCAAUACGCCAGGCUCAAACUCCCGACAGCUUAUUCUUCUCGAGGAUCUCCCGAACAUACUGCAUCCAGCCGUUCGGGAACGAUUUCAUCACGCGCUGCGCACUCACGUUGAGAAUAUGCGGGAGGAUGCCGCGCCCGUCGUGAUUGUGCUGAGCGAUACAGGUAUCAGAGGAGAAGGUGGGGAGGAGAGAUGGGCGGAAGGCAGUAAUGCGCGGGCAAGAGGCCGCGACGAUGUCGUAGAUUUCCGAGCAGUCAUGCCACCUGGGAUGGGUGCUGCUUGGGUCACCCAGAUCGCGUUUAAUCUGAUCACUCCAACAACUCUCACCUCCGCCUUGAAGGCCCUUCUAGCCAAAGCGGGAGCGACAGUGUCACAAACGAUGCUGACCGCAAUUGUUGACGGAGCAAAUGGGGAUAUACGCAGUGCGGUCAUGCGACUGGAGUUUGCUUGCGCUAAGACUAGUUCAGGCGAGUCUGGGCAGAGAGACAAAUCGUUAGUAGUAGCAGCAAGGCGUGAGAGUGCGCUCGCGCUUUUUCAUCUUGUCGGCAAGGUGCUCUACAAUAAACGGAAAGGAGAUCUCCCACCCGCUUCUGCGACGAAGAGAGAGAGAUUAGCUGAACAAGCACUAGAUACGACCCUCAAAAAUCCGAAGCCACUACCAUCAUGGAUCAAAUUUGAAGAGAGGCGAACAAGUAGGGUUGACGUCGAUGCACUGUAUGCGGACACGUCGGUUGAUGCAUCACUCUUUGGAUUGUAUAUCCAUCAAAACUAUACUCAAUUCUGUGAAGAGAUUGACCAGUGCGAUGGAGUUAUGGAUGGGUUAAGCUGGCUUGAUGCAAAUGGGGGUGAGAGUUGGCACCAAACAAAUCCAUACACUUUCCAUCUGCAAACACUUUCGACACUUCAUGCUCUUCCAAGCCCUGUGCCAAGAAGUGGACAAAGAUUCGGGAAGCCUGAGUUCUUUGACAGUCUGAAGAAGGAGACAAAAGCUCUUAGUGUCAUUGAUAUAGUUGCAGGCUGGCUGGUCAAGAGGAUUUUAAUAAUAAUCACACAGAAUAGCACCAUAGGUCCAGUCUGUGGAUGGUCUCGAAAGUCUGCUGCUCUUGAAUUGGGUGGUAUACUCAGGAUACUGGACUCUAAUCUUCACAUCCCACACAUCAUUCCUUCUUCCUUGUUUGCUCAGGGUGUAAAGUGCCUAAGAGAUCAUAAGGUAUUCUCAGAGUUCAUAUUUUACAAGAAUCCUACAACACUAGUGCAAGACAAAGAAGAAAUUCCUUUAUCUUUGAGUAUUGACAAAAUUAGUAAAAUAACGGUUUUAGAAGAAGAAAUAAGUAGGGCUGGAGAGUUAGAAGAAGACAAGAUUGAAUUGUUCGAAUAA